Molecule: messenger RNA, 784 nt
Organism: Neoarius graeffei (lesser salmon catfish)
Lineage: Eukaryota; Metazoa; Chordata; Actinopteri; Siluriformes; Ariidae
Exons: 2
Coding region: 104-778 (224 amino acids)
Source: RefSeq, a predicted model, not a curated record
CUGUACUACCAAGGCGGCUGUGGUACUAUCAGAGGUCUACCAGAAAAAUUUUUAAUGGAGCGAAAUAUGGAAGCAAUAACAUCACGUUAACCUCAAGGAUGAAAUGGAAACAGAAAUGAAUGCCUGGGAAUUAUUGAGACAGCAUGUUUUGGACAGACUGUUGACCAGGGUCACACUUGUUCUUCAGCAAACAGACAUGGAUGAAGACUACCUGCGGUUUGUGUGUACACAGGAAAUGGUUUUCCUGGACAUCAUAUCCCACCAUAUUCCAGUGUCCCAGGAAAUAACUGACUGUUUGAGGGCAUUGGUCAAUGCCCUGAUGCUAAGGGAACAUCAGCACCACCCUGUAGCACCAGUGCAAUUUGAAAGCCGAAGUACAGCUGGUCGACCUAAAAUCUCCAUUUGUCCUGAUCAUUUGAAGCACCUUCUAGACAUUGGGUUACCAUUGAAUACCAUAGCUGGAUUGAUGGGGUUGUGUCGUGCUACAUUGUACAGAAGGAUGUCUGAGUACAACAUUUCUGUCAGAGAACUGUACAGCACUUGCACAGAUGCUGAGCUGGAUGAGCAUGUUUCUGCCAUAAAGGAGACAAUGCCACAUGCAGGAUACAGGCUGGUCAAGGAGACUCUGGCAGCACAAGGGUACCGAAUCCAAUGGAGUCGUGUUAAGGCUGCUCUGCAUCGUGUGGACAGUCUAGGGACACUAUGCAGAAUGACCCAAAUGGGGUGUGUUGUAAGGAGAACUUAUUCAGUUCCCUGCCCUAUGUACAGUGGUGCUUGAAAGUUU